Molecule: messenger RNA, 2871 nt
Organism: Oncorhynchus mykiss (rainbow trout)
Lineage: Eukaryota; Metazoa; Chordata; Actinopteri; Salmoniformes; Salmonidae
Source: RefSeq, a predicted model, not a curated record
CACACUCUGGAGUCAGCCCUGUUCCAAAUCGAAUGCAAUCAUUUUCAGCCGGUGCAAACAUGUCUACACGUGCUUCCGGGCGAGAUUAAUCGAGCCCCCUCAUUGCUACCACUGUGCGUGCCCUAACAGUUGUGAUCAAAACAUAAACGAGUGCUGGUGGGUGCUGAGACUACGUUGUCCCAAACCGAGAGGAAAACGGAGUUGUUUGUGCAAACACGAAGUCCUACCAGUGAAAUUAUACCAUUGACAGAUUUGGGAUACCUUGAUUCAAGUACUGCAACUCUCUGUGCUGAUUUACCUGUAUCUCUGCCACGUGGGACAGAAGGGCUAGCUGAUGGGUCAGAGGUGACUGCAUGAGGAGGCGGAGUUAGGGGACCCUGGUCUGAACUUAGACCAAACCCAGUCACACUCCUAGACCAGAGAGGUCUGUUGACCUUGCCUCUCCUCUAGAGAUGACAGAGGGAUGAAGCGACGGGGGAGAGAUGGAGAAAGAGAGGGAUGGAAAGUGGAACGUGGGCUCCACGCCCCAGAUGGUGCUCUCCCUGUACUGUGUGCAGUUGGGCUUGCAAAACGACACACAUUUGCUGAUUUCUAGGAAAGCACACACUGGCUUCAGGUCCAUCCGAUCGUUCGCCAACGACGACUGCCACGUCAUGGCCAAGCAUGUCGACAUCUACCCUUCGCCAGAGGAGCUGGAGGCUGUCCAAAAGCUGGUGUCCACUGUGGAAUGUGCCCUCAAACAGGUGUCGGACUGGUUGGACAGCCUCAACGCCUCCCUAAGCAAGGCCCCAACCAUCACCACCACCGUCGACAUCAAGGCUGCUGGAGACUCUACAGGCAUCCAUGGCAGCACAAAGACCCAGAGUGUGUCGAUCCUGUGUGGGGUGAUGCGGGUGGGUCUUGUGGCUAAGGGCCUCCUGGUUAAAGGAGACAUGGAUUUGGAGCUGGUUCUGAUGUGCAGAGACAAACCCACCAAAUUACUUCUGUACACUGUUAGUGCCAACCUGCCCUUGCAACUACAGACGCUGACGGAGGACAAGUACGAGGUGCGGCCCAGCGUGUCGCAGUCCGCCAUCUGGGUGGUCAACAUCAACGACCCCAAAUUCUCCCUGAAGGUCACCCUGUCCUCACUGGCCAUGAGAGAUGAACACACUGCCAAAGACCAAGAGGAAGGUGUGGAGGUGGAGGGGCUUGAUGAGGUGCUGGACGGGCGGUGGUGCCAGGCUGCCCUGGCAACGCUCAGACACACCAAAUGGUUCCAGGCCAGAGUGACCGAUCUGAAGUCGUGUGUCAUCGUCAUGCGUAUUUUCAGAGACAUGUGCAACAGACUAACUGUGUGGGAGCCUCUCAAAGGAUGGCCCCUAGAGCUGAUCUGUGAGAAGGCCAUAGCCACCUGUAACCGACCUCUGGGGCCCGGAGAGGCCCUGCGCAGGGUCAUGGAGUGCAUCGCCUCAGGGAUCCUCCUCCCAGAUGGGCCGGGAGUUCACGACCCCUGUGAGAAGGAGCCAACAGACACCUUGUCAGUGAUCACAGGCCAACAGGCUCAGGCUAUCACUCACAAUGCACAGCAUGCGCUACGCCUCCUAGCCUUUGGACAGCUUUAUAAGGUCCUGAAUAUGAAUCCUCUCACUCCAACCAAACCGUCACACAGACUCUUCGGGUUAGACAAAGGAACCUGUCGUAAAAGGCAGCAUGAAGACAGACGCACUUACGACAGACAGCUCUUCAAGAGGAUGAAACACAACCUGAUGAGAGUUCUGGACAGUAACAGGAUGGACCCCAACCACUCCAUGACCGCCGUGAUAAGACUGAACCAGGUCCACCCAGGGCUGCAGUACAAGCUAUUGUCCCAGUCCGGCCCAGUCCACGCUCCAGUCUUCACCAUGUCUGUGGACGUCCACGGCACUGUCUACGAGGCUUCCGGCGCCUCCAAGAAGACGGCCAAACUACAAGUAGCACUUAAGGUCCUACAGGCACUAGGUUACCCAGCUGACCUCGAUGUGGACCUGGACUCCCUGAGUGCUGACGAGAGGUCUGACGGCGAGGGACGCAACCAUAGAAGUGAUAGAAAUGACAGGAUCUCCACCAGCUCCAGCAGAAACUCUGUCACCUCCUCCACAGACGCACACGAGUCCCGCACCCCAGGCCCUCUCCUUACGGCAGGGGGCAAGAACCCAGUGAUGGAGCUGAAUGAGAAACGCAGAGGCCUGAAGUACGAACUCCUAUCAGAGACCGGCGGCAGCUGCGACAAACGCUUCAUCAUGGAGGUGGAGGUUGAUAAACAGAAGUUCCGAGGCUCAGGGCCCAAUAAGAAAGCGGCGAAGGCUUGCGCUGCCCUGGCUGCUCUGAAGAGACUAUUCUCUGACUCCAAAGACCCCCGCAACAAGAAGAGGAGACCCACCACACUGGUGAAGAGAACUGUGUCAUCAACUGUGACUAUCCCAGCCUGUGCCCAUUCCAGGCCUAGAACAAGGCCAGUGAUGCAUAGAACACCCUACAUCAGCGCUCCCCCCACCCAUGGCUACCUCCCAAUAGGCUAUGGAGCUCCAUAUGGUUAUGGUACUGCAGCUUCCCUCCCUGCCUAUGGUUUUCUCUCGAGGAUGCCUUCAGCAAUGUUCCCUGUCAUGAGAUUGUCCCCAGCCUCUCCUGUUUUCUGCCACUACUACCCAUUUUAGGAUGGGUGUUAACCCCCAUGUGUACAACUCAGACAGGGAACCUUUAGAAAUAUAUAUGAUUUAUUUUAGUUUUGUAUGAUGUAUAUUUUUAUAGGUACAAAAAUGGUUGAAUGCAUAGUGACAUUAAUCUUGUUCAUCGGAUAGUGAUUGUCCACAAAUGUUUGUUAUAGAUUAAGCACUAAAUACUUAAGUUUAA